Molecule: messenger RNA, 734 nt
Organism: Acaulospora colombiana
Lineage: Eukaryota; Fungi; Glomeromycota; Glomeromycetes; Diversisporales; Acaulosporaceae
Source: the annotation of a GenBank genome assembly
UACCAAAUGAGAUGCAUGUGCAUGACAUGAUACAAUCUCUGGCAGUACUAUCACUGGUCCAGACAUCUAUGGUCAAUAAUACAAUUCUACUUCGGUUCCAUCCACUUGUGCAUUCAUGGGCACAUGAGAUGGUGCUGCCAAAUUCACUUGCCAUAUAUAAGCAGAUGGCAAUCACCAUAGUGUCAACAUCUACAGCGGCCCUUUCUCAAGAACAUUUUCAAUAUCUUCCAGCACAUAUAAUAAGGUCCAUGGACAAGGUUGAUCUGAGGGAUCUACAUGCAAGAGAUAUGGUUUCAUUUGGAUCAAUUAUGAGUGAUUAUGGAUUUGGGAGAGCAGCAGUGGAAUUACAUGAGGAAGCAGUGAAGAAGAUUGAAGCAGGAGCUGGAGAGAAUGACAAGCAGACAGCUGAUGGGUAUGAUUUUCUUGGGACUACAUACUGCCAAGUAGGGAAAUUGAAGGAGGCUGAGGAGAUGCAAAUCAAGGUGAUGAAGAUGCGGCAGGAGAUAUUAGGGGAGUGUCAUGCAGAUACAAUUGGAGCCUCCAACAACCUUGCACUCACCUACCGGCAUCUUGGCAAGCGAAAGGAGGCUGAGGAGCUGCAAAUCAAGGUGAUGGAGAUGUGGCAGGAGAUACUAGGGGAGCGGCAUCCAGAUACAAUUGGAGCCUCCAGCAAUCUUGCACUCACCUACCAAGGUCUUGGCAAGUUCAAGGAGGCUGAGGAGCUGCAAAUCAAG